Messenger RNA from Lachnellula hyalina, 1971 nucleotides. Its product is annotated as putative urease accessory protein ureD-like. The record is from RefSeq and is a predicted model, not a curated record. The transcript has 6 exons. Gene Ontology annotation, molecular function: nickel cation binding. NCBI's taxonomy places the organism in Eukaryota, Fungi, Ascomycota, Leotiomycetes, Helotiales, Lachnaceae. The coding region runs from base 1 to 1971 and encodes 656 amino acids.
AUGGUCUCCCCUUUCCCUCCAUCCUCGUCUUCCCCGGGCGAGGGACAGCUUGUCGUCGGCGUACUGCCGCAAAAAGUCUCGGCUUUGUCGACCAUCUCCUUUCAAUAUCCAUUGAAACUCAUAUCACCAUCACCAGCAGCGAAUCAGAAGAGUGUUCUUGUCUUCCUCCUAACAUAUGGCGGCGGUCUUGUUGGAGGCGACCAGGUCCACCUUACCAUCAACAUCAAAACAAACUCUAGAUUGAGUAUAGUCACACAAGGACAUACCAAGAUCUUCAAAUCUCCCUCCCCCGAAGUCAUCACUCGUCAAAAGCUACACGUGACUAUUGAACCCGGAGCUGCAUUAUGUCUGCUUCCUGAUCCUGUACAGCCCUUUGGAGAAAGUGUCUAUAAGCAAUCCCAAAGCUUCUUUGUUGCUGAAACCGGUUCACUCUGUCUACUCGACUGGGUUUCUGCAGGACGCACGGCAAGAGGAGAGGAUUGGGAUCUCUGGAGAUGGAGUGGCCGCAAUGAGGUUUGGUCAAUAGCACAGAUAGAGAAGAAACCAAGGCUGCUUCUCCGAGACAAUGUUUUGCUGGACGGCGUCACUAUGGGUUCUAGUGAAAAGGUUUUAAAGAAGAAAAUGCAGGGACUGGGUAUAUUUGGUACGCUAGUGCUGAAAGGACCCCUUAUGGAGUCUCUUGCAGCUUUCUUCCUCUCGGAAUUUUCUGCGUUGCCUAGGAUUGGAGGUCGGGAUUUCAGAUCGCAGGAAAUGAAGGACCACGACAGCACACUUGUAUUAUCUCCUCAAGAUUCAUGGAGGUCCUCUAGGUUGAUGCAGGAGAUGGAAGACAAAGUCCUCUGGUCUGCUGCAAAGGUCCGUGGCUGUACAGUGGUCAAAGUUGGAGCUCGCACUGUAGAAGGUGGCCGCUUAUGGAUUGGAAGUAUGAUCAAGGAAGAAGGAUCGGUCUCACACCAUUUCGGAGAGGAUGCGACAAUGUUCAAAGGACGCCGCACAGCGCGUUCGCCAGAGCAGGGGCGGGCCAUUCAUGAUUGUCUCAAGGCAUUCGAGACCUUUUUUCUACUUGCGAACGACCACUUUGAUCGACGUCUUCAGAACAUUCACCCACCCGAAGCGAAUGGCGCACCGCAGACCAUCCAAACUAUGGAGAGUUCGGGGGACCCUUUGACGGAACCUGAUGUAACCUGCUCAGUCUGCACUGAACCGUAUCAUACGGAGUUCGAACCUGGAAUCACCGAGUACCCGUUCCUAACAGCAUGCGGUCACGUCCUCGGCGCAGCAUGCUUGAAAAGAUGGCUAGAGAAUCAGUCGACCUGCCCGAUCUGCCGUUUCAACCUCGAGUUCCGCUGCGGUCAUCCGAUACCUCCGCGAAAGGCUUUCCCAUCUGGAGGUGCCACCCCACCAACCCUAGCCUUUGGAACAGGGGUCCCACGUUCAUGUCUGAAUUGUAGAUUGACGCGUCUCCAUGAAUAUUGGAGCGCUAAGAUCGACGAGUACGAAGGAGGGUUCGCAUAUAUGCAGAAGAGGUUAGAUUCCUUAAAUGCUUGGUUUCGGCUGUUUGUUGAUUCGGUGGGCGAUGCAGAUGUGGAGACUCAGAUAGGACUGCUGAACGAGUUUGAGUUUGACAAGGAGCAGAUCACUGACCAACUUGUGAGGGCUGAGGCUGAUUGGCAGACUGAUAUUGCGGAACUCUGGGAGGGGAUUAAAGUCUUCGACAAUCCCCAAUGCCCAUUCGAAGAACCAAAUCAAGCUCCCGUCAUUCAUAUCAGAAUGACUGUAUACAUUCUCUCCCUCCCACCUAAUGGUGCCCCCUGCCCUAUGGGAGUGGUGGCCCAAGUACCCCACCCCCCCUCCACGCCGGAUAUACUUAGUCAGCAGUCUUGUUUUGCUGACACUCCUGGGGAGAGUAGGGGAGAGCAGGGGGAAUACUCCGGACCACCUCUCUUCACGGGGAAGAGGGGGCACGAUUAA